UUUGACACGAGCACGCACGGCGUUAAAAUUUAUACAAAUGCGACCCUCACUUUUACUUUUCGAGAACAAACAAACCCUUAAUUUACUUCCAUUUGACUUUUCUUGUUUUAUGGCCGGGUUUUCCUUAAAUAUAAUUGAGCGACGACCGUUCGUGCUGGGAAAAACAGUCACGAACCCAUCUCUUCCACAAAAUUGUUUUGGUCUUCCACUAGGAAGGAUAAAAAGGAGAUAGUUUUUCGGUUCUACCUGGAUUUAAAAAGUGCUGCGCAUGCGCAUGUCUGCAGGACUCAUAUCCGCACUGUUUUCAAAUGGACAACCAUCGUUGGUAGAAGAGCUGGUUGAUUUUAUCAUACAUUUCAUUAUUGGACAAUAUAAAGAUAUUUUAAUCAGUCAUAUCUUAACAAUAUAGGGAUUUUUCAAGACCUCGAUAUAUAUUCUACAGUGUUUUUCUUCGCCUUUUGAUUUAUUCAGCCUAUGCCAAACUGCAAUGUAAUUAAAUAUUGGCUACAUUAUCAUCACUUUGUAUUAACCACUUACCAAUAUUUACAAUGUCAGCGAUGCAGUGACCUUCACUAGAGAAUCAAUUACAGUCUUCCGGCUUCAAAAAUCUUUCGACUGCGAUCAAUGAUGCAAAGGUGCAGCGAACUGGGAAAGAAUUCCAUGGCCUGGCAGCACUUGGUUCGUUUUGGUCGGAGCAACCUGAAGGUGAAGAAGGGCCCAAGCGGUCACUAUCUGGAGAAAAGGUGCCGGGAUGAGCUGGAAAAGUCGCUACCUGCGGAGUCUUUCAAAGAUCUUAUGGUCUUUGUGGCCAAAUGGCUGAAACGUCUGGACGACAAGAACGGUAUAAAGCACCAGAAAGAGGCUGCCCAGCCAGACACGGCGGCUAAGGCAGCUGUUGAGAAACCAGGAGGGAUUCAAGCACCAACGAAUUUAGCUGUCGUGGACCUCUGUAGCGAUGGAGAAGAUGAGAAGCCCAAUGUCUGCAUGCUGGACAAUGAACCCUUGGACUCUGAUUCAGUCAUAUCCAGUUCCUCCAUUGUAAUUCUCGACGAUGAGCUGGGCGAAGUUAACUUGAAGGACUAUGCGGAUCAUGUAGAUGGAAAACUGGAUGCUGCCUCCUUAAAGAAGCGGAAUAGCGUGGAUGAGGAGAGAGGAACCACUUCCAAGGCGAGGAAACAGACAACGAUAAAGGAAUUCUUGACACCCAAAAAGACGCUGUCCGACACAAGUCCCCCUAGUGCCUUAAGACGCUCUUUAAAAACGUAUGUCAGGAAAUCAAAGGUCCUUCCGACUGUGGCCAGUGGCACCGGAAAGCAAAGCUCCCUGAUACUAAGAGAACUGAACCUCGAAGGAGUAACAAACUCCAAUGGCUCGGCUAGGGAAGAAACACAAUCCGACCUGAUAAUAAUUGAUGACCUAAGCGAAGAAAACUUUGUAAAUGAAGAAGACAAAAAUACUACUUUGUUGGGUGAAAAGAACAAACCAAAGACUACGCAUAAUGAUGCAAAAACCAAAUCUGAGGAACUCAAGUCGAUAGACUUGAUGAACAAAGAAACUCCAACUUGUAAUCCAAUAAGUUACAAUGAAAUUAAACCGAAAUUAACUGUUAAUAAUCCACAAACUGCGCCCAUUAAGAUCGAUACUGAAGUGCCUUUAAAAACAAAUGGAGAAGCCAAAGAAAAUAGCGAACCAAGUAAAGCUAUUAGCUCAGAAGUGCCAGCAUUUGAAAAAAAUGAAACAAGUCCGCCUAAAAAUGAAGACCCAAAACUGAAUUCAACGAUAAACGACUCCCUAAAAAAAGAAGUUGUAAAAGCCAUUCCGCUGUCAAAGGAAAUGCUGUUGGCCGACGCACAGACGGACAGAGAAAAAAAACCUCUUACUUCUGCCCCAACUGAUUUUAUACGCGUUCGCACUGAUCUGAUAGCACCACCUGAAACUCCCAAUCAAUUACAAGAUCAAGUUGACCGGAUGUCACAAACUCAAACUUCCAAUCCAUCGGAAGCAGCUGAUAAGCGAAGACUGACGCCGGAAUCGACAGGAUAUCAUUUACAGCCGAAAAGACCAACCUUGGAUAACUACAACCCUGAAUCAGUUAACACCUCCAGAUAUCCACCGAACAUCCCGGUUAAUGCCUCCAGCUAUCAGCCAAUUGUUCCUGUGGGUCCUGGCGCAAUAAAUACCUCUAGGUAUUCACCAGUUAUCCCUGCAAUUGCCUCGACAGUUUCCAACACGAGAUAUCAACCAGCUUCUGCUUCGGGAAACACCUCCAGUUACCUGAGUAAUGCAACUGUAGCCACUGCUUCGAUUUCCACCUCCAGUAUUCGAUCAGUAUUCGAUGCUCCGGCUCCACUUAGUAUACCCAGUUAUUAUACAAAUGCGGGUUAUCCACCAGUUGCCCCUGUAGUUGCUCUACCUGGAUCCGCAACCAUCAUCAUGCCUAUGGCUCCUGGAUCAGCAAACACUUUUGGCUACCCACCACCCAGAUAUGCGCCAGGAAUCCCUGUGGCCCCUGCAGCCAUUUCCACUACCUAUCAUCAAGGCAUUAACCCGUUGACUCCCGCACGCGCCUUAACCUCAAGCUAUCAACCUGUAAUAUCUGCGACUCCAGUGUCAAAACAUCACCCACCUUUACCCGUUGCUCCUGCACCAGUUGUCACUUCCAACAACCAGCAAAUUAAUCCUGUGAGUCCUGCGCCAACGAUAUCCUCCAGCAUUCAACCAAAUAUUCCUGUGGCCUCUGCUCCUCUGAGCAAGUCCAGCCAUCAACUAACCGGAAGCGAUCCACGCUCCGAUCUGGCCAACAUCAUGGGUAUGCUAGCCCAGGUGGAGUUGUUUGCAUAUGGUCAAAAGAAUCAGGAGGCUUUCCAUCUCGUCAAUCAGCUACGCAUCAGUCUUCAGAUGGGAGCGGCACAAAGUUGCCAAGCUCCUCAGCGAAAAGCAUAGAUUUAACAAUAGCAACCUUAGCCCUAAGGAUUAUUUUAAUAUCAAAUUUAUACUAUGCUAGUAUUAGAAAUUUUUAUA
Messenger RNA from Drosophila elegans, 3021 nucleotides. Its product is annotated as signaling mucin HKR1. The transcript is spliced from 3 exons. The record is from RefSeq and is a predicted model, not a curated record. NCBI's taxonomy places the organism in Eukaryota, Metazoa, Arthropoda, Insecta, Diptera, Drosophilidae. Bases 625 to 2943 code for a protein of 772 amino acids.